UAUCAAUCAAACUUCUAGGAACGGAUUAUAAAUAAAUAGUAAUUAUUCUAGCAUUUUUUAUUCUUUCUUUUGCUCAUAGCCUCAUAUAUAAUGGUUCCAAACAUAUUAAUGUUAUAUGAGUUCCAUUGUAUCUACAUAUAUAUAGAGAGAAAGAGUGUUUUUUCAUUUGUAUAGAUUGAAAUCCAAAUGUGUAUUGAAUACGUAUACAUGCAUUUUAGGUAUAGCCUACAAAAAGAAACUCUGAUUUCUAAUUUGGAUGUAUAUAAUAACCAACUACAUCCACCUAUUCUUUUUUGUAACCACAUCCACCUAUUCUUCUCAGACUCUUUUCUACUCACACUAAAUCAAAAACACAAAAUAUAUUUCCCUCUCUAAACAUCUUCCCACCAAAGUAGCCCUUUCGUAACAUUUGAUGGAUCACUCAUCUUCUUCGGAAUCACAUCUUGAUGACUACAGGAGAAGGCCUCAGGCCAAGGCCACAGCGAGAGCAGUGAAUAAUAAUAAAAAUAUCAAGAAGAAAAGAGUCAAAGAAGAUCUUGAUGAUGAUGAAAAGAUUAAUGUUUCAAAGCAUCAAAGUUUUAGAGGGGUGAGAAUGAGGCAAUGGGGAAAAUGGGUCUCGGAGAUCAGAGAGCCAAAGAAGAAAUCUAGAAUCUGGCUUGGUACCUUCCCCACGGCGGAGAUGGCUGCUCGUGCUCACGACGUGGCGGCUUUAGCCAUAAAAGGUGACUCUGCUCAUCUCAACUUCCCGGAGCUAGCCUACCACCUCCCUAGACCGGCUAGUGCCCACCCUAAAGACAUCCAAGCAGCCGCAGCGGAGGCUGCAGCUUCAGUAGUCAUUGAUAUGGACAUAGAGACGUCGUCACCUUCUACCGGAGCCACGGAACUGUCGCCUCCUGCUGUGGCCUCAACAGCCGAUGACGCGUUCUCCGACCUUCCGGACCUCUUCCUCGACGUGAACCACAAAAACGAUGGCUUUUGGGAGUCCUUCCCUUACGAGGAACCCUUCUUCUCGGGAAGUUACUAGAAAACAAAGACGGUGUGGUCUUUGUUUCGUUUUUUUUUUGUCAUGUGAAACUUUUUGAGGUGAAAAAUCACCUGUUGAUUCAAAUAGUAUAAUUAUUUGUUUUUUUUUUCUCUUUUUAUUUCUUUUUUUGUAAAACUUUUACGUGGGUAAAUGCAUGUGUGAUAUGUAAGUUUUUUUUUUGCUUAAAGAUAUGUAAGCUAUAAAUGUUAUUUGUUUUGUAACAAAGUCCCAUUCUUGUGUGUAGGCCUGUUGUUUCUUACAACUGUUUAUUUCCCCUAAAGUUUUUCAGAUGUACAUUUCUGACCACUAAAUUUACUUUUAAGUCUGACACUGCUUUUUUCCUCCAAUAUAAAAGCUGGCAUAUGAAAAGAAAUCAAGAUAUUUUUGUCUGUGACAUUGAUGUGUCUAUCUAAUCAAAGAGAAAUAAGUUUGCAUUUCAAUUCAUAGCGAAUAAACUCGAACAGUAAUAAGGGCAUUUUAAUUAUAUUUUAUAUUUCCAAUUUAUUUUGAAAUAAAAAAUUUUCAACCCUAUUUUAUUUUCCAAACCAAAAUAGAAUAGAGUAUCACUUAAUUCUAUUUUAAAAUGUAUAUUUAAAGAAAAAAUAGAAUACUACAUUAAAAUGCUUUAAUUGACUAUUUGAUAGAAAGUAGCACCCAAAUAGUACAAUAAAAUGAGAAAAAUGAGGUAAAAUAGCACUAGGGACAAAUUUUGUUAUUUUUUCUAUUGAAUUUCUUUAUUUAAUCUUUCUGUCAUUCUCCAGUUUUUCAUUUUUGGCAAAAUUCUGUCAUUUUCCAGUUUCCAAAUUGAUUCGCUAUCUCCUCUUUGCUGUGAGAUUUUGGCCCUUAUAAAGUUUUCUUUUUGAACAUUAAGUCUAUAAAGUUGGGAAAAAAAUGACCCAUUGGACCAUUUGUUUUAAUACGUGUGAUGUCUCUAAUGUCCUUUUUGUUGAAACUAAUUUUCAUUGGAAAACUACAUUUUGUCUCUAUUUUUAAUGCUAAUUUAUUAUGGUAUUAUAAUUAUAAAAAAUUAAACAGACGAUUCGACAACCGAUAAUACUAUUUGUUUUAUGAAGAUCUACGUCUAAUUACAUCACAUGAACCGUCGAUCCACGACUUACCGGUUUUACUUGCACCAUGUUGAAAUCCAUUGUAAGAUUUUCUUCCGUAAUUAUUUUUUCCGGGAAUUAAAACUUGGAUCUCCAUAUUUUGUCUUUAAACCUUAACAACUAGGCUACGGUGCGUCCACACAUUUUGUCUCUAUCAGGUCUCUAUAUUUACAUAUUCGAUAAUUAUGAGUAUUAUUUUCGUCAUUUAGAAUAACGGUCGACAGUGACUAUAAUCAUAUUGAAAAUAUGAAAACUAUCUUCUGAAUUAACUAGGUGAUGGUAAAUUAGUCUAAUUAUUUUGAAUCUGGGCUUGUAUCUAUGUUGAUCCUAAAUUUGAUUCAUGCCUGAAACUAAAUUAUCAGGACAGUCUAGAUUUGAGUUUAAAUCAAAGUGGUUAACAUUUUGGACCGUAACAAACUAUCAGUAAAUUCGCUGACAUUAGUCCAAAGGUAUUUCAAACCUGAGCCAUGUAGUACUAUUUCGGAUUAAUUACUAUAUAAAAAUUAAAUAUAUUUCUUUGAAACCGAUUUGAUCAGCCGAUAAAACAAAUAAAAAUGAUUAAAAAAAAUUAAUAAUCAUUAUGCAUUGUGAACAAUGAAUUGUUUGUUUAUGCCUCUUUUAAGAAAAAAUAAAAUAAAAAGUUAUACAAAUUAAGGUUUUACGUUUGAAUUUACAUGUAUAAUCUUCCUAAAUAUUUUACUCUAAGGCCCCAACUGAGAUGUGAAUGUCAUAUAUAUAUAUAUAUAUAAUUGUAUAUAUACAUAUAUGACAGACUAUAAUAGAUUGCUGUCGAAAUCAAUCAAUUUUUAAUCAAAAAGUUGGUGCUGGAAAUACAGACAAAAAUACCGCUGAAAUAUUUAUGAUUUAUCUAUUGUAGAACCAAGCAAUAAACACAAACAAAUUAUCGAAUUAUUGUAAAGUUUAUUUUUUUUAUUAAAAAGUUAAUGUACAAACAUAUCUCUGCGCAAAGAGCAACUAAUAAAAGUACCCCAUGACAAGAAUGUUUGUUUGAUACAUUUAUACUCCUCCAUUCUUUAAAAAAAUUGUUUCAAAAAUAUGUAUGUUUGAAAUUUUAUAACAAUUUUUAUAAAGUAAACCUUUUAAAAAAAUAACUGUAUAUUUUAAAAUACUAUUGAUUUAGAAUUAUGUGAAAUAGGUAAAUACAAAAAAAUAUACAUUUAUUAGCAACACUUAUUAUAUUUUCUUAAUAUGUUAUCUUUUAAGAACGGAGAGAGUGUAUUAUAAAAAAAAUAACAAAUUUAAGUUACAAAUUUGGUUAUAUAUACACAUACUAUGACGUCAAAAUAAGAUAUCAAGCGAAGGUAUCACAAAACAGAACUUUUCAUAACCUGUCUAAACCCCAAUUGCUUACCUAUAUUUUUCUUAUUGAUUUAAAUUUUUUUUAGUUUAAUGAUAUUUUAAUUUGAAAUCAUUAAAUUAAAAUUAAAUGAUAUUCAAAUUGAGUCUCCAUAUGAUCUAAUACAUGAUGGAUACGUAAACAGGCUAACAAUAAUGUUCGUCUCUCAACAAAAUGAAAAUUCAAUGUUAAUGCAAGGCCCCAUUAGCGACAUCAAAAUAAGUAAAUAAGGCCCAUCAUAGUUUUAAAAGCCAAUUUGCCUACAAAAAAAUGGGGCUCAGGUGAACAAUUUUAUAAAAUAAUAUGUCAAAAUACAAUUUUACAGAAACAUUGGGGAUGAAAACAAAAAGUAGAAUGGACUUGGGAUUCAAACAAGGGUCAAAACGUUAAAGCGAGCUAAGCCGGGAAAAGGGGAAUAAUAACCCCUAAAACUUUCCGGCGAGAGAUGAAAAGAACUUCAAACAUGUGAACAUACGAGAUACUAUCACGAGAUGGUAUAUAAUCAGAUUUUACUCCAACUUGAACUUGCUGCGGGAAAUUAGCCCUUAUUGAACUUGAACCACUGUUUGUUGUCUAGAUAUAAAACCACAAAGGAUACAUAACAUGUCUUCCAACGGCUCUAUCUCGAACCUUUACAUUUCGUUUGUUUUUGAUUAAAAAAUACUUUAUCUGAUCAUAGGCUCUGUUGGAGCAAAAUCGUCAAUCCUUAUUAUAAGGUUGCCUAAAAUUAGAGUAUUUUUUAUUACAUAAUCAAGCAAUCUACAAAGUGCCGACAAAUCAGGCAUUCAAAUUGAAGGAUAUGUUAUUAUUAAAAACUCACAAUGUUACAAAUAAGAUAAAUAAGCAUUAAACCGAUCGGUCUUGCAAUGACGAAUGAUGAUGACAAACCAACAAACCACAGAGAAAUUUGGACUCGAUUCAACAACCAGCAUUGCCUAAUAAAGCACAAAGACAAAAGAUUGCAACACUAUACAAUCAAUCCGAAAGAUACAAUUCAACUCUUAUCAAAAACGUAGAUUGAAACAAUAACAAAACAUAAACAAAAAUAACUAAAACAGAAUUAAUAAAAGGGUAAUAACUAAUAACCAUCAGGAACCAAAAGUUAUCAUCAAAAAAAAUAUACAGUCCGCAUCAAGGUCAAAUCAUUAAUAAUGACCGUCAUUUGGUUAUUAUUAAACCUUUUUUUUUACAAAAAUUAUUAUUAAACCUUUCUCUAUACAAAAUUCAAAUAAAAUUUCUAAAAAAAAAGGCUCAGAUAAAAUAUGGGUAGAGAUAGUUAUCAGCACAAAAUCAGAGUGGUGCAUGACAUUCUCAAUCAUCACUGCCUCUAUAGUCUCUAACAAAACAAAACACUAAU
Brassica rapa (field mustard) is the source of this 4844-nucleotide messenger RNA. Its product is annotated as ethylene-responsive transcription factor ERF038. Lineage: Eukaryota; Viridiplantae; Streptophyta; Magnoliopsida; Brassicales; Brassicaceae. Gene Ontology annotation, molecular function: DNA-binding transcription factor activity; DNA binding. The record is from RefSeq and is a predicted model, not a curated record. Gene Ontology annotation, biological process: regulation of DNA-templated transcription.